Messenger RNA from Prunus armeniaca (apricot), 2937 nucleotides. NCBI's taxonomy places the organism in Eukaryota, Viridiplantae, Streptophyta, Magnoliopsida, Rosales, Rosaceae. The record is from the annotation of a GenBank genome assembly.
AUGGCUCAGAUUCUCAGAGACAGAGUAUUUGGAAAUUCAAAAAGACACAGCCAACGCCAUAAUCCAAUCCAAACCACCAUGCCCGUAUACCCAGUUGAAGACCUCCCCAACCCAUUUGGCGAACUGGGUCCGAACCUCUCCGACUCGGAGCUCCGAGAAACCGUCUACGAGAUCUUAGUCGGAGCCUGCCGGAGCUCUGGAGCCAAACCGCUUACUUACAUCCCGCAGUCCGAGAAGACCGACCGGACUACUCUGACUUCGUUGCCAUCAUCGCUUCAGAGGUCGACGUCAUCGGCGGCGAGCCGGGUCAAGAAGGCUCUGGGUUUGAAGCAAACGGCAUCGUCUAGGAGGAGACUCGGUGAUGGUGAUUCAGUGAGUCAGGGGAAGACUAAGCGGUCUGGGACGGUUUGGGAGCUUAUGAGGGUUCAGAUGAGGGUUUCGGAGCAGACUGAUACCAGGGUCAGGAGAGCCCUUUUAAGGGUUGCUGCUGGUCAGCUUGGAAAGCGUAUAGAGUGCAUGGUUUUGCCGCUGGAGCUACUACAGCAGUUCAAGUCUUCAGAUUUUCCCAGUCAGCAAGAAUAUGAAGCCUGGCAGAGGAGAAAUUUGAAGGUUCUUGAAGCAGGGCUUCUUUUAUAUCCUUCUUUGCCUUUAGAUAAGAAAGACACUGCUCCUCAACAGCUCCAGAAGAUUAUUCGUGGGGCCUUAGAGAAACCCAUAGAAACUGGAAAGCACAAUGAGUCGAUGCAAGUUCUCCGCAGUGUUGUUAUGUCUCUUGCUUGCAGAUCAUUUGAUGGUUCUGUUUCUGACACAUGCCACUGGGCAGAUGGAUUUCCGUUGAACCUUAGGCUCUACCAAAUGCUCCUAGAAUCAUGUUUUGACCCGAAUGAAGAAACUUCUGUUAUUGAAGAGCUUGAUGAGGUUUUAGACCUCAUAAAGAAGACCUGGCCAGUCCUCGGAAUAAACCAAAUUCUGCAUAAUCUUUGUUUCUCAUGGGUUUUAUUUCAUCGUUAUAUUACAACUGGCCAAGUGGAUAAUGACCUGCUGUUUGCAUCCAGUAACCUGUUAGAGGAAGUUGAACAAGAUGCCAGUGGCACAAAAGAUCCAUCUUAUUUGAAGAUCUUAAGUUCAACAUUGAGUUCAAUAUUGGGUUGGGCUGAGAAAAGGCUUCUUGCCUACCGUGAUAUUUUCCACAGUGGCAAUAUUGAAUCAAUGCAAAACGUUCUCUCCCUGGGGUUAUUGUCAGCAAAAAUAUUGAUAGAAGAUAUUUCUCACGACUACCGUAGGAAGAGGAAAGGAGUUAAUGUGGCUCAUGACAGGGUUGAUGCUUACAUAAGAUCAUCAAUGCGCUCUGCUUUUGCACAGAAACUGGAAAAGUUAGGUUCCAGCAAGCGUUUGUCAAAGAGCCAAAACAAUCUUAUUCCUGGCCUUUCUGCCCUUGCACAAGAUGUUAGUGAACUGGCGUUUAGUGAGAAGGGGAUAUUUGGUCCAGUAUUGAAGAGAUGGCACCCUUUUGCAACAGGCGUUGCUGUGGCCACACUGCAUUCUUGUUAUGGAAAUGAGCUGAAGCAAUUUGUGACGGGUAUCAGUGAGUUGACUCCAGAUACCAUACAAGUGCUGAGAGCUGCUGACAAAUUGGAAAAGGAUCUUGUGCAGAUUGCCGUUGAAGAUUCAGUGGAUAGUGAGGAUGGUGGGAAAUCCAUCAUAAGGGAGAUGCCUCCUUAUGAGGCUGAAGCUGUAAUUGCCAAUCUGGUAAAGGCUUGGAUAAGGACAAGAGUGGACAGGCUGAAGGAAUGGGUUGACAGAAAUCUGCAACAAGAGGUAUGGAAUCCAAGGGCAAACAAAGAGCGAUUUGCUCCUUCUGCCAUUGAAGUUUUACGCAUUAUAGAUGAAACAUUGGAAGCAUUCUUUAUGUUGCCAAUGCCUAUACAUCCUGUCUUGGUUCCAGAACUGAUGACUGGCCUUGACAGAUGUCUUCAACACUAUAUCUCAAAGGCCAAGUCUGGCUGUGGGACCAGAAGUACUUUCAUUCCCACUUUACCUGCUUUGACCAGAUGUUCAGCUGGAUCAAAAUUUCAUGGUGUAUUCAAGAAGAAGGAAAGGUCACAUAUAAGUCAGAGAAGGAAAUCUCAAGUUGGAACUACAAAUGGGGACAGCUCCUUUGGAAUUCCACAACUUUGUGUUCGCAUUAAUACUUUGCAGCUUAUUCGAAUGGAGUUGGGAGUUUUUGAGAAAAGGAUAAUGGCCCAUCUAGGGAACUCUGAAUCCACUCAAGGGGACAAUAUUGCAAAUGGAACAGGCAAAAUGUUUGAGCUUUCAGCAUCUGCUUCUGUAGAAGGGAUCCAACAACUUUGUGAAGCAACAGCAUACAAGGUCAUUUUCCAUGACCUAAGUCAUGUUCUUUGGGAUGGCUUGUAUGUUGUGGAUGUUUCGUCUUCUAGAAUUGAGCUAUUUCUUCAGGAACUUGAGCAAUAUUUGGAGAUUAUUUCAUCAACAGUGCACGACAGAGUUAGAACGCGUGUAAUUACUGAUGUGAUGAAAGCUUCUUUCGAUGGGUUCUUGUUGGUUUUGCUAGCUGGAGGCCCUUCUCGCACUUUCACACAAAAAGAUUCUGACAUAAUAGAGGAGGAUUUUAAGUUUCUGACCGAUUUAUUCUGGUCGAAUGGGGAUGGAUUGCCCGCAGAUUUGAUAGAUAAGUUAUCAACCACUGUUAAAGGCAUCCUUCCUUUGUACCGUGCUGAUACCAAUACCCUUAUUGAACAGUUCAAACGUGCGACUCUGGAUGGCUCUCCUGCUAAAUCCCGGAUGCCAAUGCCUCCAACUUCAGGUCAGUGGAACUCCAAUGAACCAAACACACUUCUGCGUGUCUUGUGUUGUCGAAAUGACGAGACCGCAGCAAAGUUUCUUAAGAAGACUUAUAACUUGCCUAAGAAGCUGUAA